AAAAAAUUGUGUUGUCAAAAAAGGUGCAAGACAAAUACAAUGCUUUCAUGGCAUAUAAAAUAUAUAGCGUAUAGAAAGAAAUUAGAAAUACAUUUAGAUUCAAAAGGUGUUCCAUGAUGCCUCGAAAUACAUUAUUUUUGAUAAUAUUUAUAUCUUUAUGUGUUUUCAUUUCUCUUUUUUCAGUAUAUCAAUUCAAUUUAAUUGAUAAAGUAUCAGUAAAAGGUUCUAAGAGAAUGAUAAAAAAUAAUUUAUUAACUUUGAAAUCAAAUAUGGGUUUAAAACCAAAGGACGACUCAAGACCAACAACAUGCGAAGAACUCACUAGAAAGCUGCCCAAGACUGUUCAAAAACAAAACCACUUGCAACCAGUAGAGUUCUUCAAUUUAUCAUAUAACAAUGAUGCCUACUUAGAUGAGAUCAGAUAUAUUCACUCUCCAAAGGAUUUAUGUAAAAGGAAAUCAGAGGAAGAGAAACUAAUUCUAGUUCUCAUUAUUUCAGAUACUUUAGACAGUGGUUAUAUCUUCAGGAGGGCUAUAAGAGCCUCAUGGGCAAAUAUAACAGAACACAAUGGCUGGUCUAUAAGAACUGCCUUCAUACUUGGAAAAUCACUAAAUGCUGACAGAAUGACAAACAUUUCACACGAAAGUCAACAAUAUAGAGAUAUAAUUCAAGGAAGUUUUGGAGAUGGCUACUACAAUUUUACUGAUAAAACAAUGACAGGGUAUCGAUGGGCCCAACAAUUUUGUCAACAUGCUUCGCUCAUCAUGCGAGUCACCCAGGAUGUAGUGGUGAAUAUCCCUCAAUUACAAAUUUGGGGAGAGUUGUUUCAUAAAGAGAACAAAACUAGAAUUUAUUUAGGUCAAAUCUAUAGUAAUGUCAGGCAUCAUAGAGGAGGAAAAUACAUGUUUAAGUGCCCCAUAAAAUGGCCCAAUCAAAUAUAUCCACCAUAUGCGGCAGGUGCAGGAUAUGCUGUCUCAAUGGACUUAGCUAUAGACCUGAAUGCUAUGUUCUGUAGGACUCCAUUUGUUUUCCCAGAUGAUAACUAUAUUGGGGAAAUGGUUGCUGCUUUAGAUAUACAGCCAUACCCUUCGAUCAAUUUCCAA
This is a messenger RNA of Owenia fusiformis, 1103 nucleotides long. The record is from the annotation of a GenBank genome assembly. NCBI's taxonomy places the organism in Eukaryota, Metazoa, Annelida, Polychaeta, Sabellida, Oweniidae.